Molecule: messenger RNA, 840 nt
Organism: Lactuca saligna
Lineage: Eukaryota; Viridiplantae; Streptophyta; Magnoliopsida; Asterales; Asteraceae
Source: the annotation of a GenBank genome assembly
UUCAUAUCGAUUUUCAUCCUUAUUCAAGGUUCCAUGGACUAGAAUUGAUAUGAAACCUUGAAAAGAAACCGAAGCAUGAAAUUUAAGAUUAGCUUAUGCAACAAAUAUGUGUGCCAUUGUUCUGGCUUUAUGUCCUUAUCUUGAUUGCUAUUUCUUAGCCUCUGCUGGUAGUUCUUUUUAUGUAUGCAGCUUUCAGAAUGAUAGCAGUUUAAGGGUGAAAAGGUUCAGCAAGCAGAAAAGCAUCAGUGCAAAGAUAUCAAGAGAAGCGGAAAGAUAGUUACUGCUGUGGACGGUGAAAAUGAAGGAUCAGAAGAUCAUCAGACUUCUCUAGAACUCAACUUCUUGUCUGAUGUCUAGUAUAUGGUUCACAGUUUAUUGGUUGGAAUCCAGAUGUCUACUCAAAUUUUAACAGUAUUGUGUUACUUGGCUUCACUAUUUCCAGAAAACAUAAACUUGUUUUGGGAAGACGAGGUACCAAGUUAUGUAGUCAAUAAUCCAGAGAAAACUGGAAGGAGCAUGCAAGAAGAAGUGGAUACAUCUGGCUAUGAUGCUGUUAAAGAAAAUGCAUUUGAAGAGGACAAAGGAGAAACAAACACAUAUUAUCUGCCUGGAGGGUUUGAAGGUGAUGUGUCGUUCAUGCUGGAAUCAACCAACAAAAAGAGUGUGUACUGCUUCCAGACAGAGGAUUAUAAGUCCAUUCCAUGCUGGAAAAGCAGUUACAGUUUGACUCUAUGGAAGUUUCAAAUUAACCUAAAAAGAAAAAGAAGAGAUCCACACUUGACCACCGAUGGCAACUUGAUUCUAUUUUUCAAAGUGGCCAGUGGCGUCUCAAAUGAGUAA